GGUUAUUGCAUUAAGAAGGAACAAAGGAAGAUGUUUGUUUUCCUUCUUAUCCCUGCGGCUACUCAAACUGGAAGAAAAGGAACAGACAAGGAGUCUGGCAGAAAGUCUCCUGCGAGACAAGGAGAUGCCAGAGCCCUUUCCCUGCUCGGAUCUCUCGGGCCUCAGCUGCAGUUUCCGACAGGGCUUUUCUUGCAGUGGGACGCUGCUGAGCAGAGGCGUCACAUCUCCGGUCCUUCUCGGUUUGCAAACAAGCGAGCUUGCCCUUCUGCAAGCAGGCUUGGAAGUAUGGAGCCAUCCCAGAUGAAGCUCUCCAAUGCUAUCCUUGGUCAUGGAGACUAUGAUUCUGAUUUCAGCGACGAUGAAAACAGCAAGAAGUCUGCCCUGGAGAGAAAUAGAAAUGAAGAUGCAUUACUUACAAAGCCCUUCCAGAAAGAAAAACAAAGCAAGGUGGUCCACAGACAGGUAGUCGUGGAUGAAUGGGACAGAGAAGAAGCAAGAAAUCGAAGAUUUCAUUUCAUAGCAAUGGAUGCUUAUGGAAGGCAUAAGAAACUUGUAAAUGACUACAUUUUAUUCUAUGGAGGUAAAAAAGAAGACUUCAAACGUUCAGGAGCAAAUGAUAAGACUGACCUUGAUAUUGUGAGAGAAAACCACAGGUUCCUGUGGAAAGAGGAAGACGAGGUGGACAUGACAUGGGAGAAGAGGCUUAGCAAGAAAUACUAUGAUAAGUUAUUCAAAGAAUACUGUGUAGCAGAUCUGACUAAAUACAAAGAGAACAAGUUUGGGUUUCGAUGGAGACAUGAGAAAGAGGUUAUAUCAGGAAAAGGACAGUUUUCCUGCGGCAACAAACACUGUGAUGAAAAGGAAGGUCUGAAGAGUUGGGAGGUGAAUUUUGGUUACGUUGAGCAUGAGGAAAAGAAAAAUGCUCUUGUUAAAUUGAGGCUGUGUCCAGAAUGCUCUUAUAAAUUAAACUUUCACCACAGGAGAAAAGAAGUCAAACCAAAGAAAAAGAGAGCAAGCUCUGAACAAGGCUCUGAAGUGCUAAAAAGUAAGAAGUCAAAAUUAUCGUCAUCACAAAAACACAAGAAAAAAAAGAAACAUAAAGAUCAAGGGUCAUUCGAAGAAACAGAUGAUUCUGAUAAAGGUUCAGGCAGUAGUGAUGACCAAGAUGGCCCCUCAGAUGGUGAUUUUUGGAAGGGGCCUCUGCAAGACACAACGGAAAAAACACGGGAGGAAGAAUUUGAUGAGUACUUUCAAGAUUUGUUUCUCUGAAAUACAACAUGGAGUUUUUAAUUCCUUUGUGCUUUCACAGAAUCCUCAAAUGAUCAUCGAAUGAGAUACAACUAAUUUUUCUUUAAGUGUGCUUUUAAUUCUAGAUUUCAUAGAAAAUUAUUCAGCAAGUCUUUGCUUGGACUUUUGACAGCAGAGUUUGAUUUUUGUGUUAAUGUGGUCUCAAUAGGAUUAAAAAAAUAUUUACAUUCCAAAGCUCAGCUGAGAUUCCGUUGAUAUUUUUUGCAGGCUUCAGCAUUUGCAAGAUGAAAAGUAACAGGUGCAUAGAAGUUGUUGAAUGUUAUUUUUUUUAAAGCACACCAUGUAUAUUUAUAAAUUAUAAUUGAGUUUAACCCAACAUGUGAUUGUAAACUGAUCUGGGAAAGAGACUGGGAAUAUCUCAAGACUUAUUUGAGGCUGUGAUUCUUCCCUUCUUGGGGGUCAAUCCCCAUCUGCUGGCAUAGAAACCACCAGGUCAUAGCUGCUGUUGGAUGCAAGAAGCCCGAUUGGGCUGAUUUGAAUUUCUUGAGUAGAUUCCUAUGGCUUGCUUGAGUAGCCUCAGCUUUCUAGCAGAAAUGGAGCUGUGUUUCCCAGACCAAACAACUCUCUAUUACUAAAUAUCUUUUCUUCAAACAAUGUAUACAUAUUUUAAUGGCCUACAAAUAUACUCUGUACUACUGCCUACUGACCUGAAGUGACUAGAAGUACACUGAUUACAGUGCCCAUUGGAAUCUGUUGGAAUUUAUUCUAAGUAUUUGGAACUAGUUGAUCAUUUCAGUGUUAUCAUAUUUACAAUGAAAUCUUUUGAAAUACAGGA
Sphaerodactylus townsendi is the source of this 2083-nucleotide messenger RNA. Its product is annotated as protein FRA10AC1. NCBI's taxonomy places the organism in Eukaryota, Metazoa, Chordata, Lepidosauria, Squamata, Sphaerodactylidae. The coding region runs from base 31 to 1269 and encodes 412 amino acids. The record is from RefSeq and is a predicted model, not a curated record. The transcript has 14 exons. Gene Ontology annotation, molecular function: phosphatase activity. Gene Ontology annotation, biological process: dephosphorylation.